Cyphellophora attinorum is the source of this 3765-nucleotide messenger RNA. Its product is annotated as MAP-homologous protein 1. The record is from RefSeq and is a predicted model, not a curated record. The coding region runs from base 1 to 3765 and encodes 1254 amino acids. Gene Ontology annotation, biological process: nucleocytoplasmic transport; activation of GTPase activity. Gene Ontology annotation, molecular function: GTPase activator activity; small GTPase binding. Gene Ontology annotation, cellular component: nucleus; cytosol; perinuclear region of cytoplasm. Lineage: Eukaryota; Fungi; Ascomycota; Eurotiomycetes; Chaetothyriales; Cyphellophoraceae. The transcript has 3 exons.
AUGUCGUCGGCUGUCGGAAACAGCACCUCGGGUCUGGACGUGGACUGGCUACUGCACAAGAAGGAGGCCAAUUAUGCACAGUCGCAGCAGAACGGGAAGACUGACGAGCGCGACGACACAAGUACUCGAUCUCCGCCCACCUUACCAUCAGUGAACCACACAGAACCCACACCACCACAGUCACCCGUAGAGACUACCCAUAAGCCGGACAAUAAGUUACCAGAGAUACACAUCGCACCUGAUCAACCUGCACCCAAACCAGCACAGACGAAACCAGAACCACCGAAGCAGGCCAAUGGCACGAGCACGCCUACUCAGCAGAGGCCUGUCCUUGCGAAGUCGCCCGGUACGGAUGAUACGAAGGGCCACAAGUCGCUUACGAGUAGUCUAAAGAAAGAGAGCAGUGGCAGGAGGCCAUCAUGGAUCAACAGUCUGAGCUCGAAGUUUGGCUCGUCAAAUGCAACACCUUCACGAGGGUCGUCAGUCGACAAUCAGAAGCCACCUGUCACACCGUCUCCUCAGCCCUCGCCCAAGCCCACCUUUUCCGGAAAUCCAUUCGACAGAAAGGAGAACAACCCCUACGCUAAAGAAGAGCCAAAGGUGGUGGUCCCGCAAAGCACUGGGCGACGCCAGUCGGUGCUCGUCGCUGCGGGAAAGGAAACGAAGCUCGAGCAGCCUGGCUUCCUGUCAAGUGCGCUUCGUCGUCUAUCUUCCUCUAGCAAUGCUACUAUGGGCAAAGGCGGGGCGUCAGGAGCGAUCUGCCCUCGGAAGGUCAUGAACGUCGAUCAGAAUCGUGAGCGCAUCAGGAUACCGGAGCUUGAUCAGAACAAGCUCAAAAGGGUUGCAUUCUGUGUUGACGUGGAGAUAGCUGGACGAGCGGCUCAGGCUGAUGAAGAGGAGUCCUCGGCGGGUGGGUCGAAGCUGCCAGUAUCAAACAAGCAAGCAUCACAGAAUGCUACAUCGGAAAAGAAGGAUACCAGCGAAGCAAAGUAUAAAGAGAAGGGCGAAGGAGCUGCCUUGAAAAACGGACCUACCGCUCCGGAUGAGAGCCAGGAGCCGAACGGCACGCAAUCCGGCAACAAAUCAGAUUCGACGACACCCAUCGACAUCAAAAGGUCGAAUUCAGGCGAAUCGAAAAAGUCAGCAGAACUCGGGAGCGAGUCAUUAUCACCAGAAUCACAACCUGGGACAACUCGAAAAAAGGAGAAAAAGAAAAGAUCGGAAGCAGAAAGGAAAGAGCGCCGUGAACGCAAGCGAAAACACGCUGAAGCGAACGGACUUGUGCCUUUGGAACUCAUUAAGGAUGAUGAUACUGAUUCCGGUCUGAGUACGCCAGGCAUAGCUACGCCGCAGACCGGUGCAUCGCCGACCACGGAUCCUCUGAGAAUCUACAAAAGGUGUUGCCAAUUACGGGAAACGACAGUGAUGAGUCGCAUCAAGGAACAGAUCUCGAAACCUGCCGCUACGCUUGCCGAGGCCCCCGGAACGGUAGCCGUGAUCGAUCUGACUGGGACGGAGAUGCAACUGCCAGAUAUUCAGACCUUUGGCGACUGGUUAGCCAUUGUUCCUGUGCGAAAACUCGUGCUCGACAACUGCAACUUAAACGACGAAGCAAUCAGGAUAAUACUUUCAGGCCUGGCAGGAUGCAAAUCACCAGAGCAAGCACGCAUAAAUCGAAGACUUCACAGCAGGGUCACUGGCAAAGCGGGUCGGGAACAACUAGGAAUCAUCGAGAAGCUGUCGCUGAAGCACAACCCAGAGAUCACGGUCAUUGGGUGGAAGUACAUUGCAUUGUUCCUGCACAUCUCGAAGUCCUUGAAAGCAAUAGACCUAUCAGGCAUACCAUUUCCCAGGAGCAACGGUGACCUGUCACGUUCCUCGACUCUCAGCAGUGGUGCAGACGGAAGUGCAAGUUCAACACAAAGCAAAAGGCCGGACUAUUGUGCUAUCAUCGCCAGAGCAAUCUCGGAUCGACUUGGUGACCGACUGGAGGAACUAAUCCUGAGCGACUGUGGGCUUUCAUCCACGAAUGUCGGCGAAAUUGUCGACGCUUCGAUCAAGUGUAAGAUUCGACGCUUGGGACUGGCAGGCAAUGGCCUUGGCAGUGAUGAAAGUGUAAAGCACGUUGUGAAAUACGUUGUUUCAGACAUUUGCGAGGGACUCGACUUGGGCGGCAACAACCUACAUGGUCACAUUCCUGAUAUCGCCGAUGCGCUGGAUGCAGAAAAUCCGCUCUUCGCGAUCAGCUUUGCGGCCUGUAACCUCGACUCGAAGGACCUUGAGCUCAUACUCGCCUCAUCAGCUCGUCUCAAAAACCUCAAAUUCAUUGAUCUGUCUGGCAACAAGGGGCUCUUCACCGCGAAGAACAAUGCCAUACCCAUCUUUAGGAAGAUGCUUCCUCGAUUGACAUCGCUGAAACGCAUCCACCUAGCGAAUGCGGGACUAACACCAGAUCAUGUCAUUGCGUUAGCGGAGGUCCUACCAGAUUGUCCGGCGCUGUGUCACGUUUCACUUCUCGAUAACGAGGCCCUGGUCCACGCUAUGAACUCUAAGGACGGAUCCUCACAAGAAGAGGCAUGUGCCUUCUUUGCUUCGUUGAUGACCGCGGUGCGCGUCUCGCAUACGAUUGUGGCAAUCGAGGUGGAAGUGCCAAGCUCGGAUAGCAGUGAAGUUGUCAAAGCAUUGGCGUCUCAAGUCGUUGCGUACAGUCUGCGCAACAUGGAGCGUAGUGCACUGGACGAGAUUGGUGGUAGGAACCCGGCACUUCCAAACAAGGACGCUCCCGAGGUACUGCUCCAUCUUGUUGGCCAUAUGGACGGGGUCGAAGGCAAUCACGAUGCCGAUGACCCAGCACCGGAUGAGGAUUAUGUCAUUGCCUCCACUGGUAUUGUCAAGGCUCUUGGUGUUUGUUUGGGUACCGGAGAUGGGAGUCGAUCACAAUCGAGAAACAUUACGCCGUCGGCUAGCGGCACAAGCACACCUCGACAGAUCUCUCAAAGGCCUGUCACUCCGAAGAAACCUAGGAACGUCACACUUGAGCUCUGCGAGAGUGCUAGAAAGAUCAGGAUGAGGUUACGGCCGGCCUUGAUCAAGGAGGAUAAAGCGGGCAACGACGAGAAAUUUCGUCGCCUUUUCUUCCUGGACCAAACGUUACAACGCAUCAUACAACGCUUCGAGGACGAGUAUCCCGAAACUAAGGUACCUGCUAUACCAUCUUCAUCAAUCAACGAAUAUCACAGGACUGGCGGAGAAGCUGCUAACGCAACACAACUGGCCGACGAUGCCGUCAUCUCCGCCAGCGUAGGCUCAAACACUCUAGAGCAGAUAGCCUCUGGAGAAGAGUACCUGGCGGGCGAUCAAGACCAGGACGCCCGCGGCGACGAUUCCUUCAACCUGGCCCGUACCAACUCCAACACAUCACUCGCUGCUAAAGCAUACACAGACGAAGAGGGCCGAAUGCACCGUUUCGGUCAGGGCGUUCGCCGUGAAGUACUUCGACAGAGCGAGCUCGAAGCCGAAGAUGCGGAUGAGCUAGACGAGCGGCACCUGGAUGAUGUGCGAAAGAGAUUUGAUGAUUUCAAGGGUGAAGAAAUCAGGAACAGGGUCAGGGAAGAGGGACCAGAUUCGGUACUCAAGAGCUUGGGUCUGAAUGCAAGAGAGCUUCUGCUCUUGCAGAAGGAAGAUCCGGAAGGAUUUGAGAUUUUCAGAGAUGCCCAGAUGGCCGCGCAGAUUAAUAGUGGACGGCGGCAGAGCGAAACUGGGUAA